Molecule: messenger RNA, 558 nt
Organism: Aspergillus mulundensis
Lineage: Eukaryota; Fungi; Ascomycota; Eurotiomycetes; Eurotiales; Aspergillaceae
Product: copper transporter family protein
Exons: 2
Coding region: 1-558 (185 amino acids)
Biological process (GO): copper ion transmembrane transport; intracellular copper ion homeostasis
Cellular component (GO): plasma membrane
Molecular function (GO): copper ion transmembrane transporter activity
Source: RefSeq, a predicted model, not a curated record
AUGGAAAUGGACCACUCGCACACCUCCCCCUCGUCACCCAUGACAAUGGCCAUGGUCUUCACAACCACCCACAACACCCCCCUUUUCUCCACCCAAUGGACCCCCUCAUCCACCGCCUCCUACGCCGGCACCUGCAUCUUCCUGGUCAUCCUAUCCAUCCUCUCCCGCUGCCUCGUCGCAUCCAAAACGCACCUCGAGCAGCGCUGGCGAAACACCCACCUGAAGCGCCGCUAUGUCGUUGUGGCCGGGAAGCCCUCCGAAGCAGCCCGUGUCGAAUCCCAUCCGGACGCAAAGACCGCGAUGCUUGUUACGUCGCAGGGCAUCGAGGAGUCGGUACGAGUUGUUCAUCGCGAUACGUACGAGACGCCGCCGUGGCGGUUUAGCGUUGACUUGCCGAGGGCUGUGGUUUAUGUUGUCAUUGUUGGGGUGUCGUAUCUUUUGAUGCUGGCUGUGAUGACGAUGAACGUGGGCUACUUCGCCUCUGUCCUUGGAGGGUCGUUUCUGGGCGAGUUGCUUGUUGGGCGGUUUGUGCACUGGGACGAGGCGCAUGGGCAUUGA